AUGGCCCCUGACACCUAUAAGUACCUCGGUGUGGAAGAGAACUCUUCCGUGGCUGUCAAACGCACGAAGCAAAGACUGACGACUGAAUACAAACGCAGAGUCUGCCUCGUACUGAAGACCGAGCUGUCCGGCAAAAACAAGAUCUCUGCCCUCAACAGCCUUGCCACCCCUGUCCUUAGCUACAGCUUCGGAGUUAUCGAUUGGUCACCUACGGAACUCCAAGNGAUGUGGAAGACCGCUGCAGAUGCUGUCAUGGACCACCCGAAACGGUUCACCACCUCCUCAUCUGAAGUGCAAGAUUUGGAGGAAACAGCAAGGUGGCUGGGUAUAGAGUGCCUUUCAUUUUUGCACCUUCAUGCCUCCUUGCAGCCUAUUGCUUGGGCUUCUCUCAACAACCAGUCUCCUACAAAUCACGUUCAGGUGAUAGAGAUCAGUGUGAAUACUAGUGACCUGAAAGAUGAGGAUUUGCACAAGAAGUUGGUCCCAGAAAUGUCAUCAAAAGAUGCAUGGAGUGAAAGGAACUCUAGAGUUAAAGCUCUGCUGCUGUCAGACAUGGCUGAUGAGGGAUCAGGAAUUGAAGAUGUUGGAACUGAAGCAGAUGUCACCAUGAUCAUCUUUGACAAUGGAGCUGAUAAUCAAAGUCCUUUUCAGGAACAAGGUAAUGGGACAAAGAAACUGGUUCAGGAGCUUCUAAACCAAGGAUGA
Darwinula stevensoni is the source of this 705-nucleotide messenger RNA. NCBI's taxonomy places the organism in Eukaryota, Metazoa, Arthropoda, Ostracoda, Podocopida, Darwinulidae. The record is from the annotation of a GenBank genome assembly.